Hirsutella rhossiliensis is the source of this 336-nucleotide messenger RNA. RefSeq names its product protein-arginine deiminase (PAD) domain-containing protein. The record is from RefSeq and is a predicted model, not a curated record. The transcript has 2 exons. Gene Ontology annotation, cellular component: cytoplasm. Lineage: Eukaryota; Fungi; Ascomycota; Sordariomycetes; Hypocreales; Ophiocordycipitaceae. Gene Ontology annotation, molecular function: calcium ion binding; protein-arginine deiminase activity. Bases 1 to 336 code for a protein of 111 amino acids.
AUGAGCACCAUCGCGAAUCGGUCGGCCGAGACGACUACAGUAGGCGAAUCCUCGGGCGCCACUGACGACUUGAGAGUCACCAUUCUCGUAGAUACCAAUCGUGAUGGCAGGAAGCUUCGAUUUGACAAUGUCGGAGCUGUUCAAUACCUGACCGGUCAAUGGGGAGACAACGCAGACUCAUUGGGCAGUCUGGAGACGCUUCCGUCCUAUACCCACGACGGCAAGUCUUAUCCCGCGGGACGCAUCAUCAUGGGGUUAAAGCUUGAGGAGACGCCGGCCAUCGGGGCCUUUUUGCAGGCCCAGGAGGAAUGGGAGCCCUUUGAGGUGGACGUGUGA